CCAGGCCUCAUCGCUGCCACCGCGUUCCUUCCUCUUCCUGGGCCACCGUCUCGGCGCGCCCGGACCCUGCCCGCCGUGGCGGCCGGCACCCGUCGGGGAAGGCCUCCUCGUGGGGGUCCCCGGGCACUCCGUGCGCCUGGAAACGCCAGAUCCCCUCUCCGCGCCCCGCCGCGCCCCAUGCCAUGCGCAGCCUCGGGGGCGCAACAGGCCGGGGCCGACCGAGGGCCCGCCGCCGCCAUGAGCAGGGGGCCGCGGCUCCCCUCGGGGCCCAGCCCUCCGCCCCCGGGCGCCGCCGGCGAGGACGCGUAGCCAGCGGAGAUGGAGGCCUCGCACCAGAGCAGCUCCAGGAGCGGAGUCAUCUUGGCCCCAGCGACCCGAGGCCCCGACGCCUGUCAGAUGGUCACCAGAGCCCAGCUCGGCCAGGACCCCCCCCAGAGAACCGUGCUGGGGGUGCUCACCGAGAACGGGCAGUACAGGAGGACCUGGGGCCAGGGGAUCACAGCAAUCAAGUGUUUCUCUGGAUCAGAAAAUGUCUUCCCUCCUGCUGGAAAGAAAGCGCUCGCUCACUGCGGGGUCUCUGUGCCCACCAAGCAAGGGUUUGAUGUCUACACGGAUGAGUCUGAGCAGGGGGACGCAGGCAGCUGCCCCAUGGGGGAGGGGAUGGUGUUCAGGGAUGCGUAUGAAGUGGACACCAGCACACUCAAGUCAGACCUUCACUUCCUGCUGGAUUUUAGCACAGUUUCUCCCAUGCUGGUAGAUUCAUCUCUCCAUUCCCAGCCUGAAGAUGCACCAGACUUAGGUACAGAUGUGAUAAAUGUGACUGAAUAUGCUGAAGAAAUCCAUCAGUACCUGAGAGAAGCUGAAAUCCGGCACAGGCCCAAGGCGCACUACAUGAGGAAGCAGCCGGACAUCACGGAGGGCAUGCGCGCCAUCCUGGUGGACUGGCUGGUGGAGGUGGGGGAGGAGUACCGGCUCCGGGCCGAGACGCUCUACCUGGCCGUCAACUUCCUGGACAGGUUCCUCUCCUGCAUGUCUGUCCUGAGGGGGAAGCUGCAGCUUGUGGGAACAGCAGCCAUGCUUCUGGCUUCGAAAUACGAAGAAAUCUAUCCGCCCGAGGUAGACGAGUUUGUCUAUAUAACGGACGACACUUACACAAAACGACAGCUGCUGAGAAUGGAGCACCUGCUCCUGAAAGUCUUGGCUUUUGAUCUGACGGUGCCGACCACCAACCAGUUCCUCCUUCAGUACCUAAGGAGGCAAGGGGUGUGCGUCCGGACAGAGAACCUGGCCAAGUACGUAGCAGAGCUGAGUCUGCUCGAAGCUGAUCCGUUCCUGAAAUACCUCCCUUCGCUGAUAGCUGCAGCAGCCUACUGCCUGGCUAACUACACAGUCAACAGGAACUUCUGGCCAGAAACCCUCGCGGCCUUCACGGGCUACUCCCUGAGCGAGAUCGGGCCGUGCCUGAGCGCCCUGCACAGGGCCAGCCUCGGCGUCCUGCACCGGCCGCAGCAGGCCAUCCGCGAGAAGUACAAGGCCUCCAAGUACCUGCACGUGUCGCUCCUGGAGCCGCCGGCCGUGCUUCCUCUGCAGUAGACUUCCCGGAGGAGGCGGCGCGGAGCUCGAUGGGCCACCGCGGGCUGGGGCAACAGGUUGCUGCAGUGCAGAUGACAGUUUUCUUUUCUUUUCUUUUUUUUUCUUUUGAUUUAAAUGUAUUCAAGGUCUCCUAGGCUUAAGUAGCUUGUAAUAGAGUCUAACGUUUUUUAAAGAAUAAACAGCUUGCCUUA
Molecule: messenger RNA, 1784 nt
Organism: Choloepus didactylus (southern two-toed sloth)
Lineage: Eukaryota; Metazoa; Chordata; Mammalia; Pilosa; Megalonychidae
Gene: CCNA1
Product: cyclin A1
Exons: 9
Coding region: 319-1593 (424 amino acids)
Biological process (GO): mitotic cell cycle phase transition; regulation of cyclin-dependent protein serine/threonine kinase activity
Cellular component (GO): cytoplasm; nucleus; cyclin A2-CDK2 complex
Molecular function (GO): cyclin-dependent protein serine/threonine kinase regulator activity
Source: RefSeq, a predicted model, not a curated record